This is a messenger RNA of Desarmillaria tabescens, 895 nucleotides long. RefSeq lists its product as uncharacterized. The record is from RefSeq and is a predicted model, not a curated record. The coding region runs from base 67 to 735 and encodes 222 amino acids. The transcript is spliced from 3 exons. Lineage: Eukaryota; Fungi; Basidiomycota; Agaricomycetes; Agaricales; Physalacriaceae.
AUAAAUUUGACUCAUCUCUUAACCGUUCGAGUCCUUGUUGAAUUGUGUUACUUGCCGCCUGCAUCGAUGUCGAAAACACAGCUUCGAUUCUAUCAUCUUGAAGAUCACCUCGCUCACUUGCAACUAGUGCAUCGAGCGCGUAGUGUUUAUCUGUCAACGCCGAUUCUGCAGCUAUUCUGGACAACAGUUUCCGUUGCAAAUGUGCUUCUGUCUUUCCUUCCAAGUUCUGACCGGAGUGCGUGUCGUUCGUCGAUCUGUAUCGUCGUGCAGCGUCUCUAUAGCGUAUACACUGCAGCCGAUGCUUCAGUUCGGUGUCUAUUUGCUCCGUGUGGGUUUUGCUACCUCGCUUCCACUCUGUUUCCUUUCCGUUGCCGUUGGACUGUCACCCAACAAUACCUUGUAUAUCCCCGCGCAGCCUGUUGUGCCCUGUAUCCACUCAUUUCAUUUGGUUGUUUUGCCAAAUGCUCUCAUGUAUAUCCCUGCGCAGCCUGUUGCGUCAUGUAUUGUCUGGUGCCGCCUUGCAGACAGUGUACAGCACACGGGCCGCCCGCUGGCGCUGAAUUCAUAGUAGAUUGUGCUGCCAACUCGUUUCAUGUAUAUCCUCGCGCAGCUUGUUGCGUCUUGUAUUUUUCUCAUGUUCCAUUUGGCUGUCUCUCCAAUGCUUGCAUGUAUAUCCCUGCGCAGCCUGUUGUGCUCUGUAUCCUGUUCAUCUCAUUUGGUUGUCCUGCCAAGUAGUCUCAUGUAUAUCCUUGCGCAGCCUGUUGCGCCAUGUAUGCUCCGUGCCGCCUUGCGGACAAUGUGUACAGCACACGAGCCGCUGGUGGAGUGAAUUAUCUUUCUGUGGUGUUAUCUUGGCGACGAUCUGAUGUCGAUACCCGAACUCUGAUCCGAUUUG